Molecule: messenger RNA, 1531 nt
Organism: Daktulosphaira vitifoliae (grape phylloxera)
Lineage: Eukaryota; Metazoa; Arthropoda; Insecta; Hemiptera; Phylloxeridae
Exons: 8
Coding region: 263-1279 (338 amino acids)
Molecular function (GO): protein binding
Source: RefSeq, a predicted model, not a curated record
UAAUCACAGAUUAAUGGUAAAAAAUAGUUUCACUUUAGAAAACUCACAAAAAUUGCUGCUAAUAAUAAUUGACUAAAUGCAAUCUGUGAUAUAUUUUUUUUAUCCUGAGUAAACACUAUCAAUUCUUAUUUAAUUAACUAUAAUAAUUAUGAAUUAUUUAAAUUUUGUUCACUAGUUUUUAUGUACGGAACAAUGUUUCUAUUUGAUAGUAUUUCAUGUGUAUUAAAUUUUAGAAGUUGAUGAUUUUGCAACUGAAGUUGCAAUGCAGAAAGAAGGAAAACCUAGAUUUCUCAAACAUCAUAGCAAUAGCGUUAGAGGAGUUGCUUUCAGUCCUCGGGAUCGAUAUUUGUUUUGCUCUGGUGGAUAUGAUGGAAAAGUCAAUUUGUACUCUUCAUUACGAAUGGAAUUGCUAAUGUCUUAUUCCAUCACAACUAUGGCUAUAGCGAAAAAUGUUAAUGCAGUAAGAUUUACAUCUGAUGGAUCUAGGAUCUUAGCAUGUACAACAUCACGAAGGUUAUCAGUAGUAGAUGUUGAGCGAGGAGAACAAUUAUUAGCUUAUGACAAUUGUGCAGCCAGUGGAAGAGAUAGAACAGGCUUAGCUACUGAUCCUACUUCACCAAACAUUGCAGUUUCUGUAGCUGUUAAUGGCAAAGGUUUAACUUUAUUAGAUCUUCGAAUGCCACUACCUUUAGAUUAUGUAUAUGAUCUACAUUCAAGUACAAUUCGAGAUAUAGUAUUUUUAGAAUCAUCCUGGCCAUGGGCAACUAGUAAUGGACUACUUAGUACAAUAGUUACAGCUGGUUCAGAUGGGUGUUGUAAAGUGUGCACCAUGGAUGGAAGAAUACUGCACACCUUUUACUCUGGUCGUCAUUUGAACACUGUUUGUCCUACACCUGAACCAUUCCAAGGGUUUUUGUCAAAUGGAUUUUACAGUGUGAUUAUGAGUGGUGGUGAUAAAAUAACUUCUUAUGUUCCAAACUUGGGAAUCCAAGAAAGUUUUUCUGAAAAUCGGGAUAAACCAAUUUGGAAAGUACGAUAUACAUCAAAUGGAAGUUUUUUAUACACAGUAUGUGAAGGUGGUAUUGUUCGUAAAUAUAGAAGGUAUCCGGAUCGUCAUGAAUAUCUAGGUGAAGUGUAUAGUCAUAAAGGAGACAUUCAGGAUUUGGAUAUUUCAGCUUAUGAUGAAUAUCUUAUUACAGCAUCAAAAGACCGAACUGUUGGAGUUUUACGUUUGGGUGCACCAAGUCAUGGAUGGACGGAUUAUGGUGAACUAACAUAACUUAAUUAUAUAAACUCAACAGUAUUUUUAAAUUGUGAACUACCAAAAUAUUUAAAUUACAAAACUUGUAAAUUUGUAAAUUUAUUACAUUAGUGGAUAAUAAAUUGUAAGGGACUUAUUUUGAAAUUUUAUUGCCAACAUAAUGCACCAAAUAAUGUGUAAUAAAUAACUGAAAUUUGAAUGUAACUAUGUGGAUUAAUUUUUCUAUUAAAUGUAUAUAAAAUUUGAUAUAUAAUAAAAUUUAUUUUAACA